This is a messenger RNA of Oikopleura dioica, 987 nucleotides long. The record is from the annotation of a GenBank genome assembly. NCBI's taxonomy places the organism in Eukaryota, Metazoa, Chordata, Appendicularia, Copelata, Oikopleuridae.
AUGGAGCAGAAAGAUGAAAAUAAUCAGUCCAAGGACGUUGUCAAGUAUCGAGCCUCCCUUCAAAGCUGCAGAAAUUGGAACUCUCAACUGGCGAAAAAUAGACGGUCCCGGAUCCCGUACUUUGAUUCACAGACGAAUGUUGAUCAGGUGGAGAUAGAAGAACGAACUGCUGGUCUGCGUGAACUCUCAGAUAACAUAUCUGAAGCGUACAGAUAUCCCCAGCGGCGAUGGAGACGACGAAAGGACCCGACUUCCUCAAGAGCGCUGGCGGAAAACCCUGAACAUGGAGUAACUUGCCUCCCAAAUUGGAAAAUAUUCGAAGAUACACCAGAAUUAAAUGAUGCUCAUAUGCAAGAUGAUGAAGGUGAUAGCGAUGAAGAUUUCAAGUUCAAAGGAAGAAGAUCAGCUGGAGGCAGAAAACUGCCUCCUUCUAGACGAUCCUCGGUCCGAUCUACUCGUUUGAGCAAUGACAAUCAGCGCUCUCGGCUAAAGCCUUCCAUCGAUGAUGAUUACGAAGCGUACGAGCCCCAGCAUGAAUGUCAUAUCUGUGGACAUAGAGUUCUGCAUCAAUCUUCUCUUGGAUAUCAUAUGCGGAAAGCCCAUCCAGAGGCUAUUGCUAAACAAUCAACCAGUACUGAUCAAAGACGUCUGUUCAACAACGUCCUCAAUUACGGAAAGUGUGAUGUUUGCUCAAACGGGCCAGAAGCAUCCUCUGAAGAUAUGUCGAUGUUGGUGCAGUGCGGAGGCCCUUGCAAACGUCUUGGGCAUCCUUUUUGCAUGAAUCUACCUUCCAACAUCGUUAAAAACAUUACUAGUUAUCUAUGGGAAUGUCAGGACUGCAAGCAUUGCUCAAAGUGCGGACUUGACGAAAACGACGACAAGCUUCUCUUCUGUGACGACUGCGACCGUGGUGUCCAUCUUUACUGCCUUAAUCCUCCGCUGAAGAAGCCCCCGAGUGGCCAGUGGACCUGUGGAAUAUGCGCCUGA